AUGUCCAAGCUUCUUACUGUUGUCGGCGCUACAGGCACCCAAGGUCUUUCACUCAUCAAUGCCGCUCUCAAAGAUGGCUCCUACAAGAUUAGGGGUUUAACGCGGAAUCCCAACAGUGAAAAGGCCGCUGCACUUAGCAAACGUGGUGUGGAAGUUGUCAGGGCAGAUAUUAACGAUGGAGCAUCUCUGAUCGAAGCAUUCAAGGGCUCCAAUGCCAUCUUUGCCACGACGGAUUUCUUUGAGCCAUUCAAUAACCAUGGACCGGAAAAAGCCAUCGAGAUCGAAACUGCCCAGGGCAUCAACAUGGCUCGAGCAGCCGCGCAAACAUCUACCCUCGAGCACUAUAUCUGGAGUACGCUCCCCAACGGCGGAAAGUUGACGGGUGGAAAAUAUCUGAUCCCUCAUUUUGUCGCCAAGAACCGUAUCGAUGACUAUAUCAAGGCCGACGAGGUCUUGUACCCCAAGACGUCGUUUCUGUGGAUAGCCUGGUAUGGUAACAACUUUCAAUAUCCAGUCUUCACACCGAGUCUGAUGAAACUCCCUGGAAAGUACGUGCAACUGUCGCCUGUGCCCGCGGACGUCCCCAUCCGGGCAAUUGGCAACCCGAUCAUCAACAUCGGCAUCUUUGCACUCGCAGUAUUGAAGAAACCGGAAGUGACUCUGCCAGGACGCUACGUGCUGGCCGCCAAUGAAGAGAGCACCACCGGCAAGCUUCUAGAGGAUUGGUCUGAUGUGACCGGUCACGCGUCACAAUACGUGCAGACCUCGACGCUCAAGGCUUAUGCAGACAUCUUCCCUGCAGGCUGGGGCUAUGAGAUGGGUGAGAUGAUGGUGAUGUGGGAGGAGCUCAGGGAGAAGAGUUGGUCCGGAGAAGAACCGUUGGUGACGAUUGAUGAACUUGGUCUGCGUGAUAAUGCUGAGUUGACUACGGUCAAGGACGCUUAUAAAGCGAUGGAAUGGAGUACGCUCUUGUGA
Messenger RNA from Exophiala bonariae, 975 nucleotides. RefSeq lists its product as uncharacterized. The coding region runs from base 1 to 975 and encodes 324 amino acids. The transcript has 3 exons. Gene Ontology annotation, cellular component: nucleus. Lineage: Eukaryota; Fungi; Ascomycota; Eurotiomycetes; Chaetothyriales; Herpotrichiellaceae. The record is from RefSeq and is a predicted model, not a curated record.